Lactuca virosa is the source of this 558-nucleotide messenger RNA. The record is from the annotation of a GenBank genome assembly. NCBI's taxonomy places the organism in Eukaryota, Viridiplantae, Streptophyta, Magnoliopsida, Asterales, Asteraceae.
AUGACUUUAACUUCAAAUGUGGAAGUUGAAGUUUAUAUGGAGGAUUUGAAUGAAACAGAUGAUGAGUCUGAUGGAGAAGAAUAUGUUGCUUCUACAAUGGACAAGACAAUAUGGGAUCCUUUUUUGAAUGAUUUGGAAGGACACAAUGCUAGGACAUGCAAGAAUGAAAAAGUUAUUCCCCCUCCUAAGGAAAAGAAGCCUCCUGGUAGGCCAAAAAAACCACAUUCUGAUGAAACACCUUCAAAACGACCAACUACAAGUGGUGGGAGAAGAGGAAGAGGAGGACGAAGAGGACCAACUAGGGCAAGAGGUGGAAGAGGAUCAUCUGUAGGUACAAGUGGUGGUAGAGGAGGAAGGUCACUUAUAGAUGAAAUCUUUGAUUCACCAACAGAAAAUGAAUUUAUAAACAUGUUUGAUAAUUUUGAGGAAGAAGUAUUUAGGGAUGAAAUGGAAAGGGGAGAAACUAAUUGGGAAGAUCAAUCUCAUGUGGUUGGCGGGAUAGCAAUUAAUGUACCUAUUAUCCGUGAAAAGUUCAAACCAAGAAAGCCAUCUGGAUGA